Penicillium waksmanii is the source of this 246-nucleotide messenger RNA. RefSeq lists its product as uncharacterized. NCBI's taxonomy places the organism in Eukaryota, Fungi, Ascomycota, Eurotiomycetes, Eurotiales, Aspergillaceae. The coding region runs from base 1 to 246 and encodes 81 amino acids. The record is from RefSeq and is a predicted model, not a curated record. The transcript has a single exon.
AUGGCAGUGGGCACUGACCAAUUGCCCUCUACUUCGAAAGAAUUCUUGCUCGGUGGUAUUGCCAUAUACUUGCUGGUGACUACUCCAGAUAUUCCGAUGUUCAUCGCAAGUUUGGGACCGACCGCAGCACGGAUCGCGGUCUAUGACGUCCGCGCUUUGACAAGACGCUACAAAGGGAAAUUUUGUCUGGGUGUUCCUCCGCUUGCCUGCCAGCACCAGAACGCCGAAAAGAAGGGAAAGCCAUGA